UAUAUAGCUAUGAAACUCCUUCAACACACAAGUCAGUGCUUUGCAGUAGCUCUCUUUCUCUCUCUAUAAAUUACAUAACUCUCUCUGUCGCUCUAUUUACAUAUUCAAUCAAUCUAGUGGUGAAAACAAGAGGGUGACUGGGGAAAAAGACGUGACGUUGAAAAUAUUGUAUUGUAAGAUCUGUCAUUCUGACCUUCACAUAAUCAAAAAUGAAUGGGGCAACACUAGCUAUCCUUCCCUACCUGACAUGAGACUGUGGGUGUAGUAACUGAGGUGGGUAGAAAAGUACAAAAAUUUAAAGUUGGGGACAAAGUUGGGGUGGGGUGUAUGGUUGGAUCAUGUCAUUUCUGCAACGGUUGUGCCAAAGAUCUUGAAAACUAUUGUCCCAAAGUAUUACUCACAUACAAUUCCACAUACUAUGAUGGAACCCCAACCUAUGGAGGUUACUCUGAUAUCAUGGUGGUUGAUGAGCACUUUGUGAUUCGCAUCCCCGACAACCUUCCUCUUGAAGCCUGUGCUCCUCUUCUUUAUGCUGGAAUCACAACUUAUAGCCCUCUACGAUACUUUGGACUCGACAAGCCUGGUAUGCAGGUGGGUGUGGUUGGUCUUGGUGGUCUUGGCCAUGCAGCUGUGAAAUUUGCCAAGGCUUUAGGUGUUAAAGUAACAGUGAUUAGUACCUCCCCUGGCAAGAAGAAGGAAGCUGUUGAACGACUUGGUGCAGAUUCAUUUUUGGUUAGCCAUGACCCAGAUCAGAUGCAGGUUGCUAUGGGCACAAUGGACGGUAUCAUAGAUACUGUUUCUGCAUCUCACCCUGUCCUAACAUUGAUUGAUCUGUUGAAAUCUCAUGGAAAGCUCAUCUUGGUUGGUGCACCAGAGAAGCCACUUGAGCUUCCAGUCUUUCCCUUGCUCAUGGGAAGAAAGAUAGUGGCUGGAAAUUGUUGA
Molecule: messenger RNA, 942 nt
Organism: Camellia sinensis
Lineage: Eukaryota; Viridiplantae; Streptophyta; Magnoliopsida; Ericales; Theaceae
Source: RefSeq, a predicted model, not a curated record